This is a messenger RNA of Hipposideros armiger (great roundleaf bat), 5826 nucleotides long. It is a transcript of the gene ZKSCAN8, whose product is annotated as zinc finger with KRAB and SCAN domains 8. The record is from RefSeq and is a predicted model, not a curated record. Gene Ontology annotation, molecular function: DNA-binding transcription repressor activity, RNA polymerase II-specific; RNA polymerase II cis-regulatory region sequence-specific DNA binding. The transcript is spliced from 6 exons. Gene Ontology annotation, cellular component: nucleoplasm. Gene Ontology annotation, biological process: regulation of immune system process; negative regulation of transcription by RNA polymerase II; regulation of cytokine production. Lineage: Eukaryota; Metazoa; Chordata; Mammalia; Chiroptera; Hipposideridae. The coding region runs from base 862 to 2589 and encodes 575 amino acids.
ACAAAAGUAAAAGACAUUUUCCACAACCUCCACCCCCGAAAUCCUAUUUAGUCUGAAAAGUUAAAAACUUUUAUACAACGGGUAUAUGAAGAAUUAACAUUGAUUUGUUUCCCGAACUUUGUGGUAUUUAAAACUAGGGUCGGCCUCUGAAGCUUGUGUUAUAAAUUUAGCAUGUAAAAAGCUAAGCGGCAAUCGUAGGUUUUGUAAACUCAGGUCGCAAUUCAUUAAGAAAGGAAAGGGUGGAAAAUAGGUAAAGAUUAGAAAAGAAUUUAUAUUCAGUUACAGUCUUUUUUUUUGAAGACUUAAUAACAUAAAGUGAGCUAUUACUAGGAGCCAUAGGGAUUAAAAAAAAAAUCUAUAAAUGAUGGAAUUCCUCAAAACGUGCGGUCUGUGGGAGGACUGAAUUGAUGAAAAGAACAGCGAAGUGUAGGAGUAUCGAACCGGGCCAGACGCGAGCCCAGCUAACCAGCAUCCUGGGGACCCUCAAAGUGCACUCCUGGACGUUCUCAGGCCCUGCGACCCCGCGACGCGCAGGCGCAAGAGGUGCCGACCAUAGAGCUUCCAGACCGCCAAGAUUCCUAGAGAGCUGCCGGAAGUGCCUCUGGGGCAAGAUGCGUGUUGGCGGGUGUUGUCCCCCCGCUGGUUUGGAAGUGGGGGGCCUGAGGGGCCUGGUGGGAUUAGAGCUUUGGCCCCCUUGUGUCCCCGCCCUCCCUCCCGGUCCGUCCACCCUCCGCGGCCUCUCCGCCUCACCCUGGGCCGCGCCUGGAACGCGCCUACCCUUAAAGAAGAGGCCCUCAGAAGGUUCUUCUCUUAAGGAGAGAAAGGUGACAGAACGAGGCUCCUGAGUUUUUCCGGCCCUCCAUGGCUGCAGAAUCAAGAAAGUCUUUAGCCCCAUCCCCAGCAGACCGGGCUCCUGAAGAGGACCUUGUGAUCGUCAAGGUAGAGGAAGAUCACGGCUGGACCCCGGAGCCUAGUCGGCAUGAGAAGCAUCCCGCUGACCAAGAGCUGUCCCGCCUGCGUUUCCGGCAGCUCUGCUACCAGGAGGCACCGGGGCCCCGAGAAGCAUUGGCCCAGCUCCGGGCACUGUGUCAUCAGUGGCUACGGCCUGAUUUGCACAGCAAGGAGCAGAUGCUGGAGCUGCUGGUGCUGGAGCAGUUCCUGAGCAUCCUGCCCGGGGAGCUCCAGGCCCUGGUUAAGGAGCAUCAGCUGGACAGUGGGGAGGAGGUGGUGACCCUCCUGGAGGACCUGGACAGGCAGAUCGAUAUACUAGGACGGCCAGUCCCGGCUCGUGCACAUGGACACAGGGUCCUCUGGGAGGAGGUGACACGCUCAGGGUCUGCACCAGAUGCUCAGCUGCAGCCUAUGGCGGCCCAGCAUGCACCUCCAGGGCUCCAAGGGCCACAUGACAGAGCUCUAGCCACUUCUCCGAGUCCCACCCCUUCCCAGAAAGGAAGUCCUGGAGACCAGAUGACAGCUACACUUCUAACAGCAGGGUUCCAGACUCUGGAGAAGAUUGAAGACAUGGCUGUGUCCCUAAUUCGAGAGGAGUGGCUUCUUGAUGCAACACAGAAGGAUCUGAGUAGAGAUAAUAGGCCAGAGAAUUACAGAAACAUGUUCUCCCUGGGUGGUGAGACCAGGAGUGAGAACCGGGAAUUAGCUUCGAAACAGGUAGCAUCUGCCGGAGUCCAGCCACGUGGAGAGACAGCUGCCAGAUGCAAUGGGGAUGUUACCGGGGGUCUGGAGCAUGGAGAAGCCCGAGACCUUCUGGGCAGCAGAGUAGAGAGGCAGCGGGCAAAUGCCACCCAAGAGAGACGACAUAAAUGUGACGAAUGUGGGAAGAGCUUUGCUCAGAGCUCAGGCCUUGUCCGCCACUGGAGAAUCCACACCGGGGAGAAGCCCUAUCAGUGUACUGUGUGCGGGAAAGCCUUCAGUUACAGGUCAGCCCUUCUCUCCCACCAGGAUAUCCACAACAAAGUCAAGCGCUAUCACUGUAAGGAGUGUGGGAAGGCCUUCAGCCAGAACACAGGCCUGAUCCUGCACCAGCGCAUCCACACGGGGGAGAAGCCCUACCAGUGUAGUCAGUGUGGGAAGGCCUUCAGCCAGAGUGCGGGCCUGAUCCUGCACCAGCGCAUCCACAGUGGGGAGAGGCCCUACGAGUGCAACGAGUGUGGGAAGGCCUUCAGUCACAGCUCCCACCUCAUUGGCCAUCAGAGGAUCCACACUGGCGAGAAGCCCUAUGAGUGUGACGAGUGUGGGAAGACCUUCAGGCGGAGCUCACAUCUCAUUGGCCAUCAGAGGAGCCACACUGGGGAGAAGCCGUACAAGUGCAGUGAGUGUGGGAGGGCCUUCAGCCAGAAGUCAGGCCUGAUUGAACACCAGAGAAUCCACACCGGAGAGAGACCCUACAAAUGUAAAGAAUGUGGGAAGGCUUUCAAUGGGAACACUGGCCUCAUUCAGCACCUGAGAAUUCACACAGGGGAGAAGCCCUAUCAGUGUAACGAGUGUGGGAAAGCCUUCAUUCAGAGGUCAAGUCUCAUUCGACAUCAGAGAGUCCACAGUGGAGAAAAAUCUGAAUCCGCAGGAGUUUAGGGAAGAACUUGAGUCGUAGUUUAGGUGUUAUUCAGUAUUUGAGAAACCACAUGCUGGUGAGAGGUCUUUCAGUAUAGUAAAAAGGCAGAAAGUCUGUCAUCGUUGCAACCUUCCGUAGGGUCAGAGCCAGGAGUGGUGGCAGUUAGAGCGGCUCUCAGUAGUUUGGGCCCAGUGCCUUGAUGCAGAUUCAUUGGCGUGACAGCCUCGGGAGGUGUCUGACGGAGCGGUGCUCCUGUGGCCUGGUGUAGCCUUUAGAAGCUGAAACAGCAUUAGGGCGAGUUGCUUGUGCGGCCGAAGCACUGAACUUUGCCUUUUGGGUGAGUAGCUGUACGUUUGCGAGAGGCCGCCUCUAGUUCUCUGAGCUCCCCUCUCCUGUGAGCCUGUUCCUCCCCGAAGGUGCACUUGUGCCCCUGAUUGAUCUAAGAAGCUGCUUUAGAGUUUGAAGCAGCCUCUGUGUGAGAGACUCAGUUUGUACUUAGCUUUCUAAGAUCCUAGUUCUAGGGAAGUUUUUACAGGCACUUGAUGUGUUUAUGUUUAAGUGUGUGUUUUCUUUUAUCCUAACAUUCUUGAUAGUGGAAAUACAUAUUCCCACGCAGACUCAGAAUGCUUUAUUUUUAACAGCACUCCAGUAUUUUUCUUCACAUCCCCGCCUCACUGACUCCACUGAGUCACUGAGCAUCCACAUGUCCCCUUCACCACCCCGGGCCCAGAGCCCGCGUCAGCAGGGAGCGGACACCUUAGUGAUGCUUGUGGGAGUGUGCAGAGAAAGGUGAGUGGAGGAAGCCCCCCGCUCUGGAGUCUGGAGGGCUGUACCUUCUGCUGGUGACACUGGCUCUCCUGUCCACCUUCCUACUGUGCUGUGGUCCACAGAGGUGUUCAUGCUCACCUACUUGUGGCAUCAUGUGGGAGACAGUGGAGAUGGGGACUUGAAGAAGACAUAGACAUCCUUAUCGAGCGUGUACGCAGUCCUGUUGGCCCAUCAUAGGAUUGCUCAGCUUCUGAGCUCUCUGCACAAAUCCCCCGACUGGAUGGCCUGUCAUUCUUGUCAUUACCCUGGCCCCUCUUUAGGGGGCCUCAGCACCUCAUGCAUCAUUACCCCUGUUUCUUGCCGUUGGUUUUUUAUAUCCACAGUGGUUAUCUCUCAAGUACUUCACCUCCCAGGUCCUCGUUUUGAAUUCUGGUGAGCUUCGUCAGCAGUCCAGCAGACUAUUAAACGUAUCAACACCAGGAGUGUAUCCCAUCUUUGAGGCUUUAGUGAACCACCAAGGGACAUGAAACAAUGAGGCUGGUCUACAGUCACAUGCUAGAGCUCGCACACCCUUUUAGUUGGGCAGUUGUGACUAUUCCGGUAGUGCUACCACUGUCCCACAUUUUGGGGACACUCAGAACUCCCAUUUACUAAACCAUGCACGAAAACACUAUAGUACUCUUGAGUCACAUCUCAUUUCUGACUUUGAUUACCCACUUGUUCACCAGAUUUGAAAUUGAGUAACUUGCCUAUUUCCAGAGUCACCUUUCAUAGUUGGAAUUAAUUGAUUCCGUUAAUCCUGUUCAGAAGAAUAGAACAUACCUUCUGAUGAAAACUCCAAGAGAACUUCUGUAACUUCACACUGUGAAUAUUCUGAACAGGGACAACACUUAUUAAGUUAUUUUGCAAUUGAUGUUUUUAAAAAUCAGUCGUAAAAUCCUACAUCAUAGAGGUCCACCUUUUGGAUCAUAAAUUCCUUCCCUUUAACACCCUUUCUCUACCCCCUUUGGCACACCUUCACCAAUGACACCGUCAAGGUUAUCUAGACCUGUUGAGUUAUUGGUACCCUCCUGUCAUUUGUCAUCCUGGUUUCCUUGGUCAACUUCUUCAAAAUGGUGCUUAUUCUCCCUCCCUCCUCCCCUAUAGAUCACCAUUCCUAAUUCUUUUGUACUUGAACUUUCAAGUAACCAGAAACUAAUAAAUCUGGUUGUCUCUAGAUCCUUGCUCUCUGCUUCAGUUGUGCCUUACCCUCUGUAAGAUACAUAUAAUGCAGACAUUACAUAGGAUGGGUAUGUUGUCGGAGUGUGUGUGUGUGUGCGCGCACAUGCACGUACACAAACACACACACACACCCUUCUCCCAUGUGGUCCAGAGAAAUGCUGGUCUUCUAUUCAAGGGAAAGUUCUGAGCAGAACAACAUUUGAAAUGACUAAAUGUACCAGCUAACAUCGCUUGACUCAGUCAAGUGUAGCCAGAUUACUUAAAUCUCAGAAUAUUACUAAGCAUCUGGUAGAAACUCAGAGGAAAGAAGACAGGACCAGAAAGAUCAGUGUUUUACUGGACGAAUGUGAGACAAGACUGACUGUCAUGGCUGACAGCACACCUACAGAAAUGGCCACGUAGAGAAGACGAUAGGAAAGGCUCCAUGGCUCAUGGGGGGAAGUCCAUACGUGGUCUCCAGUUCUCACCCUUAGGCUGUUGUGGGUCGUUCUGUGGGACCUUGUUUUGAGCUGCUAACUAUCAUGCACCAAGUUCCUUUAUCCUGCAGGUUCUGUUUUUAUGCUCUUAAUCUGAAAUGAACUGUCCACCAGUACUGUCUUCUCCCAUCCUCAGCUUCUCCUUUUAGGACCUGGAAAGAUAAAAGUGGUUCUUCCAUAACUCUGCUGCCAUUCAGCAUAGUCCUAGCAGACGCAUCUGAGGCUUCAAGAUUUCCUCCAUUGAGCGAGGUGGCAGUGUCAGGAUGUGGUGUCUGACUCCCACACGGAGCACUUAGCUUCACUCUCUUGGUUCUGCGGCUCUAGAGAAUAUUGGCUGGUGUUUAUUGAGCACAUGCUGUGUACCAAACUCUGUUAAGCUGUGAUAUUGUUAUAUCCCCCAUUUUAUAGACGACGAAACUGUCUAUAACUCCCUAUAAUAGGGAGUUGACCGAGCUGACCAGGAUGGUACAGCUGUACGUGAGGGAGCAGAGCUAAGCUGCACAGUCUGAACUGCCGAGCACUGUGCUGCUGUCUCCCUGAUGAACUCCCUAACCCUGGCCCGCUGUUUCACAGUUACGCACCCCUAGUUACAGGAGGUGCCAGGGACCGGGAUGUGCAGUAGCAAGUCCAUUACCAUUACUGGGAGAUUGGUUGAAAAUGCCAUUUUGGUUUAUAAUUACACCUUUAAUGUUGAUAGUUUGAUGCUUUGUAGUAGUAGAAAACUAACUUGUGUAAGUAAAACAUGUUUAAAAGAGUAACUGGGAUGAUAAAGCAAUAACUUACAGAUUCAAA